Molecule: messenger RNA, 933 nt
Organism: Lichtheimia ornata
Lineage: Eukaryota; Fungi; Mucoromycota; Mucoromycetes; Mucorales; Lichtheimiaceae
Exons: 4
Coding region: 1-933 (310 amino acids)
Source: RefSeq, a predicted model, not a curated record
AUGUCAUCAUUGGUAUCUUCAAUUCUUCAAGUGGACGAUAUGCCAUUCAUUGGAUCAUCAAAGCGAAAAUCAUUGCCAACGGGCACCAGUAGCGGCGGUGUUGGAGGUACACCUCGAUUUGCGUUUCAAAACCAUCACAGCAGUGCCGAAUACCAUGUAGCGCAUUAUGGGAGCAGCCCUGUACCAACACCAAGUACUUCAUGGACAUCCGAAAUGAGCAUGUUGGCCGACAAGAUCCGAGACGAUGAUAUGACUCGAACCAAGCAAGUUAUCCAUCUUGAUCGACGUAGUAUCUCACAAGGCCUUAAAUUGGUAUCGAUUGCUGCUGAUGAAUACGAUGGUGGCAACGAGACAGUGGCACUGGACAUCUAUUUGACAGGCAUUGAUAAGAUCUUGAUGGCACUUCCAAACAAGACCGAUCCCAAGACCAAGCUUGCAUUACGGGAAAAGCUGAUAAGUGUCGAGGAACGAGUUGGGAUCCUGAAUCUUCAUCAGCGGUUACCACCAUCCGAUGCCAAAGCAUGCCUUCAGUCAUACAUUGUGUCACGUAUCACCACCACCAUGAGCAGUUUUGAACAAGAGCAACCUGAUCCAGUAAAUCGAUUUAAGCGAAUGAGUCAAAUGCUUGUCAAUUUUGCGGUGGCCUGUGCUAUUUACAUCAAGCAAUCACCGAUUCCAGACAUCCUCUACUUUUUGUUUGGAUACUUUAUUCAGCUAAUGUUGUGGCUCGAUCGACAGUAUCACUUUUCACAAAAGGCUCAGGAUUUUGGUGUUGAAUGUGUAAAAUGGAUUUUGGAGGCAGAUGAAGAGUAUCGCUUGCAUGAACUCGUGUCAGAAACUAUUUACACGUUGAUCGCCGCUGGUCUUAAAGCUGUUGUUGCAUUCAAGGAAACACCUCCUCGACGUGGAAACCCCACAAAGCAACGGUGGUAA